AUGCCGUAUUUCGUCCCAGAAGAAGGAAUUGAUAUCGAACCAUUGGCAGGUUAUGUGAGAGGUCUGCUAGACAAUAAAGCAAGAGUCAGAAUUGGCAGCCAUCCUGCGAGACGUGAGCAGAAGGGCUUCUGGGUCGAGUCUGUCGUUGCGAUCGGAGUUGAAGACAUACGAGCGAUGAUAGAAGACACACGACUGUGGCGUAAAGAGAACGCCGAUGGAUACUACGUAAACUCCGCAACGAUGAGACGUAGGAAACAGGUCGGACGUCCUCAGGCUGCGAAAGAACGGCCAAUAGCUCCUAUGAAGACCUCAAGAGAGGCAGAAGAUCCACGUGUGAGACAAGGGAGCCGCUCAUCCCUUGAAACAGAGCCACGAUAUCCUCCUUCAAAUCCUGUGACCAGAGCUUCAGCCGACAAUGUUGCCAUGGCUCAGCGUCCGCCUGCCGGAGCUGCCCCCAGCCCACGUCCCGCAUCAGCACAGCCAGCGCAGGUCGACCCUCGGAGACCUUCUAAUGCCCAACAAUAUCAAGCCAAUCCUGGCUAUAUUCAAGCGACGGCACAGUACACCAUAUCCGCCAACGUGCCUCAAGCCCAGUACAGCUCUUAUGACAAUAACGUGUAUGAUAUGGCGCCUCCACCAUAUAGCAGUGACACCAAAUGGACAGCAGGAGGAGGUGGCAAUCAGCCAAGCACAACCGGAACACAAGGCUUCAGCUCAAUGUAUGCGACAUCUGGAGGACCACCUCGUGCUCCCAACCAAGGGCAGCGUCGUCACGAACCAAGGUAG
Messenger RNA from Lithohypha guttulata, 786 nucleotides. RefSeq lists its product as uncharacterized. The transcript has 4 exons. Bases 1 to 786 code for a protein of 261 amino acids. The record is from RefSeq and is a predicted model, not a curated record. NCBI's taxonomy places the organism in Eukaryota, Fungi, Ascomycota, Eurotiomycetes, Chaetothyriales, Trichomeriaceae.